Messenger RNA from Puccinia graminis f. sp. tritici CRL 75-36-700-3, 931 nucleotides. RefSeq lists its product as uncharacterized. Lineage: Eukaryota; Fungi; Basidiomycota; Pucciniomycetes; Pucciniales; Pucciniaceae. Bases 28 to 681 code for a protein of 217 amino acids. The transcript has 3 exons. Gene Ontology annotation, cellular component: peroxisome. The record is from RefSeq and is a predicted model, not a curated record.
AUCCCACAAUUUCCAUCUUCCAGCCAAAUGCCUGUCGACUGGCUUCCUAAUUUCAGCCCUAUGAUGCUUCUGCAUGGCGAGCAGUACUUGGCGAUCAAAAAGUUUCCAAUUCCGACGUCUGGUACAUUCGUAAAUCAAACAAGGCUGAUGGAAGCAACUGACAAAGGAAAGGCGGCUGCUGUAGUUACUAUCACCCAUACGUAUGACAAGGAAUCAGGUGAAUUAUUGUUUGAAAAUCAAGGUACAGUAUUCAUCCGUGGAUCUGGUGGAUUUGGAGGAAAGAAAACCUCGAGUGAUCGAGGCGCAGCAUCGGCUCCCAAUAAGCCACCCAACCGAAAACCAGAUGCAGUCAUCACCGAAAAGACGGAAGCAAGACAAGCUGCCUUAUAUCGUUUGAACGGCGACUUCAAUCCGUUACACAUUGACCCUUCGUUUUCUGCGGUCGGUGGAUUCGAGAACCCAAUCUUGCACGGGCUCUGUUUCUUUGGUAUUUCGGGUAAACAUGUAUACGAAAAGUUUGGACCCUUCAAGGACAUCAAGGUCCGAUUUGUAGGCUCGGUGUAUCCUGGCGAGACUAUUGAAACAAAUAUGUGGAAAGAGGAAAACAAAGUAAUCUUUGUGACCAAAUGCAAGGAGAGGGACACUGUUGUCUUAGGCAGCGCUGCCGCCACUUUGGCCUGAUCAACAAAAAACAAUCCCAAUCAUCCAAUUCGUCUACAGAAAGCAACCAAACCCGCGCAUCAUUAGCUAUUUAUAAGCUCAUCUCAAAACAACAAAAAAAUUCCAUCUAGACCACUCAGCAAACGUUUCUCUUUCAUCGUUCUGUCGUUUGGUUACUCUUUCUGUUUUUGUCAAAAAUGUAGAACAAAUCAUAAAUACUCACUGUAGACUACUGACCUUUUAUGAGAAUGUAAUUACUUAACCCCUCAGA